AUGUAUCCCUGGUAUAGUUCUCUCAGCUCCUGGUCUAAUAGGACAGGGCUGGAGAUCGAUGCCCUCGGCCUCGUCACGCUCUUAGGAGCGGAGGAUAUGGAUACGUGCGUUGGACGGCUCGUACCCAGUCUAUACCUCGACUAUCUCCCCAUUCUAGGAGCUUUUAUCAUCGCUGGAGGUCGGUUUACCUCCAGAAAAUCCGGCUUCACACUAUAUAACAUCACGGAAGGAAUAAUUACCAGUGAGCUGACGGGUUGGUUUUCGAGAUGGCUUGAGUCUCAAGAAUUUCAUCAGGUUCGCAGCAUUGUCAGUUGGGAAAUCACUCCGCGCCCCCGUCGAUGGUCAUCGUUUUUUGUUGGCUUUCUUCUCAUUAGCUUUCCAAUAUUCUCAAUACUCAUCGCGUUGACCGUGCUGUCGAAAGACUGGUGGGGAUUUUCAAAUGUCAUGGCCAUGUUAGUCUCCGUCGUCGUGAGGUGCAUCCUAGUCUCCCAGAACCGGGCUGGGAUUGAGGCAAACAUCAAAGAGGCCCAGAGAGCAGCCGACAAGGAAAAUUAUCCUGAGAAAUUGGCCCAAUAUGAGGCGUCUGUGGCAAGGCUUAGGGAUGGAAAUGUCACUUCCGAAGCUAAGCCUCCGGUCAAACCCAAGGAUCCAUACAGUAUAGCCAAAUGUAUUGUGGUCACAGCAGAAUCAAGGGCCAUCACUAUUGCUGCACCGCGCUAUCUGAUGAGACCAUUGUUUACUCUGCAACAGCAAAUACCGAAUCGCCUGAUCUACCAAGCUUUUGGGUGGAUUGGCUGGCUUGCAUUCGGUGUUCAUGUUAUCACCAUUGGCAUGGCUACUCUCCAUACACAGAUCUGCACAGUGGUUGUGAUGAUCGUUCCUACUUUCCUGAUCGCCCACAAAUUUGGCUGCGAGGAUUCAAGGAUAUGGAGCGCCAUUCGCAGCACGAUAACUGGAGGUGAACAAGAACGGGAGUUUUCUUGCUGGCUGAGUUCCAGCUUGAGGGCCACGAUAUCUACCUAUCCAGCCGAAUAUGCCGAGUGGGACGAAGCGCAAGUGGCCCAAAACAUGCAGCCCCACUUGCAAAUAGCGGAUGAGAAGGAUGUGCGACUGAGAGAUACCAUGGUCAAUCUGGAAGCUGCUCGUAACCCACAGACUCGAAAAAAGGUUCCAGAGCGUCGACAGGACCUGUACGCGUGGUUGAAUUUGACAGACGAAGAAGAUAAAUGUCUGAGUCUCUGGGGGUUGAUACCACAUAAUCAGGAAUGGAUGAAUAAGUAUCUGGAGAAGAAGAAGAUACAUGAGGGACGAUUUGGCCGUUAA
Molecule: messenger RNA, 1323 nt
Organism: Penicillium taxi
Lineage: Eukaryota; Fungi; Ascomycota; Eurotiomycetes; Eurotiales; Aspergillaceae
Exons: 1
Coding region: 1-1323 (440 amino acids)
Source: RefSeq, a predicted model, not a curated record